Messenger RNA from Emiliania huxleyi CCMP1516, 2670 nucleotides. RefSeq lists its product as hypothetical. The record is from RefSeq and is a predicted model, not a curated record. Lineage: Eukaryota; Haptophyta; Isochrysidales; Noelaerhabdaceae. Gene Ontology annotation, biological process: protein import into nucleus. Bases 1 to 2670 code for a protein of 889 amino acids. Gene Ontology annotation, molecular function: small GTPase binding. The transcript is spliced from 13 exons. Gene Ontology annotation, cellular component: cytoplasm; nuclear membrane.
AUGGAGUCGGUGCUGGAGGCGUUCCGGGUGCAGCAGGACCCACAGGCUCGGCCCGAGCACAUCCGCGACGCGAACCUCUGGCUCGAGCGCUUCCAGUCGACCACCGAGGCGUGGACGGUCGCCGACGGGCUGCUCUCGCUGCCGGCGGAGCAGGUGGGCAACGGCUCGGCGCACGUGUUCGCGGCGCAGACGCUGCGCGCCAAGAUCCAGUACGACUGGGCCGAGCUGCCUCCCCAGUCGCACGCCGCGCUCCGCGACAGCCUCCUCGCGCACGCCGUCCGCUACAGCGCCGGCCCGCAGGUGGUGCUGACGCAGCUCUGCCUCGCGGUGGCGACGCUGGCGCUGCACAUGGAGGCGUGGGGCCAGGCGGUGCCCGAGCUCAUCGGCCGCUUCACCUCGCCGCCGGCGGAGGCGCUCGCCAACCCGCCCUUCGGGUCCCUUCCCUUGCUGGCGCUGGCCAAGCUGCCCUGCCUGCUCGAGCUGCUGACAGUGAUGCCGGAGGAGGCGGAGAACUUCAAGGUCGCCGUCAUGCCGCGGCGGCGCGACGAGUUCCGCGGGCUGCUGCGCGGCGCCGGCCCGCAGGUGGUGGCGCUCCUGGGGCAGGUGCAGGAGCAGUGCCGCGGCUCCUCCCCGCUCGUCCAGGCGUGCCUCCGCUGCACUGCUUCUUGGCUCAAGGCGAAGUCUGUGCCCGCGGACUGCCUGAUGGCGUCGCCGCUGGUCGGGCUCGCGUUUGCGGCGCUCGACGACCAGACGCUCUUUGACGAGGGCAUCAUGCCGCCCGUGCUCGCGCUCGGGCGGCGGUACGACGCGGCUGUGCAGGCGGGGGACGAGGAGGCGGGGGACGAGGAGGUCGCCCGCGCGCUCGUGCGCCUCUUCACCGAGACGGGGGAGCAGUGCCUCCACCUCCUCCUCACGCAGCAGCCCGAGUGGCUCGUCAGCUUGGCGGCCUGCCUCCUGCGCGGCGCCGCGCACCCGGACGCCGACGUCGCCGAGAUCACCUUCAACUUUUGGUACAUGCUCGCGGAGGAGCUCAACGGCGGCGGCCGCUCGCUCAACGACGCGCAGCGGGUGGACGCGCGCGGCCUCUUCGCCGACUGCUUCCGGCAGCUGCUGCAGGCGCUCCGCUCUCUGGUCGAGUUUCCCUCCGAGUCGGACAGCUGGCCCGCCGACCAGGCCGACGACUUCCGCCGCUUCCGGUACGCUGUCGGCGACGUGCUCACCGACGCGUGCAAGGUGCUCUCUUCGACGGCGUGCAUCGAGGAGGUGUACGGCGCGCUGCAGCAGCGGCUGCCGGCCUUUGGCGCCGACCCGGCCGGACAGUGGCGUUCGAUCGAGGCGUGCGUCUUUUGCGCGCGGCAGAUGAUCACGUCGAACGAGCCCGCCUUCUUCACGGCGCCAGUCGUGCACCAGCUUCUCCAGCUGCUGCCCACGCUGCCCGCGGCGGGGGACCUCCCAAACACCGCCAUCCGCACCGUGGGCACGUACGCCAACUGGCUCUCGCGCCACGCAGAGAUGCUACCGCAGAUGCUCACUUACGUCACGUCGGGCCUGCAGCAGCAGCGGAACGCCGCGGCCGCGUCGCAGGCGACUUCUGCAAUGAAGCACCUCUGCGACGCGUGCGCCGAGCACCUCGCCGAGGAGGCGACGAUGGCGCAGCUCAUCCAGAUCUCACGCGCCUCGCCGCUGGCAGGGACGCUCUCCUUCUCGCUCGAGCCCGCGGACCGUGUCGACCUCGUCGCCGCGCUCUCCUUCGUCGUGUCGCAGCUGCCGCUGCCACAGGUCCUGCCCGCCAUGGAGGCCAUCGCGCGCCCGCUGCUGCAGCGGCUACAGGCGGCGCUCGAGGGCGGCGGCGGCCCGGGCGAGGUGUCGGUGCUGCUCGAGCAGCUCUGCGCGCUGCUGGGCAAGGUGUCGCCGGGGGCGAGGCCGACCGCCGACGAGGUGACCGGCUGGUUCGAGCGGCAGCCGCACUCGUGCUUCCUCUACGUCGCCAACGUCUGCUUGCGCGGCUACCACGACGCGCCCGAGCUGCUGCCGACGUUCCGCGAGACGUUCGCGCGCAUGAGCGCCGUCGUCUUCCGCUUGCUCUCCGCCGCACCGACUGCCAUCCCCGACAACCCCGACGUGGUGGACGACUUUUUCGAGCUCUGCUCCACCGUUCUCCGGCUGCACCCCGCCCUGCUCGCCGAGUCAGAGCUGCUCCUCUCCUCCUUCCAGUGCGGCUGCGCGGCGCUGCGCAUCCAGCACCGCGAGGCGAACCGCGCCGUCGUCGGCUUCUUCGAGAUGCUCCUCGCGGGCGCGCGCGGCAACCUCUCGCCGGCAGCCUUCAACGGGAUCACCACCCUGUUGGUCGCGAACGGCGCGCAGCUGGCGCAGGAGCUGCUGCUCGCAAUCGCGGGGCUCGUGCCGCCGGCGCGCGUCCGCUUCCUCUCGCCUGUGCUCAAGGGGCUCGUCCUCGUCGACUACGCCGCCUCGCGCAGCUGGCUCGAGGCGGCGGUGCAGGCGCUGCCGCCCGGCGGGCACAUGGACGGCGCCACGCUGCUGCAGGCCAUCUACAGCGCCGAGGCGCUGGCGCGCGACGACCGCGGCGCGGGCGACCGGGUCUUUGGCCAGGCGGCGGAGGCGCCGCGCGCGGGCGGCGCGCGCGGCUCCGCUUCUGAGCGUGGUCCGUGA